Messenger RNA from Saprolegnia parasitica CBS 223.65, 1222 nucleotides. RefSeq lists its product as hypothetical. The transcript has 3 exons. The record is from RefSeq and is a predicted model, not a curated record. Lineage: Eukaryota; Oomycota; Saprolegniomycetes; Saprolegniales; Saprolegniaceae. Bases 20 to 1072 code for a protein of 350 amino acids. Gene Ontology annotation, molecular function: DNA binding.
CCUCAAAUCAUCAGGCGCGAUGAAGAAAGAGUACCUCAGACCCCCGUUUGGGGACGCGCCGUCGCUGCCAUCGCUGCCCAGCAUGAGCCAGCUCAUGACGCGGUCGCCGCACCACCAUGCGACGUACCCGCCUUCGCCGAAUAGCAGCGACCAUGCCUACCGCGCCAAGCCCAUGCAUGGAUACCAACCGCGCCACCCGCAGCGCGCGCCGCCGGCCUACUACCCCGAGCCGCGCCGGGACGUGUACGCCCGCGCGCCAUCGUAUGCGCCGAUGAACGAACCGUACUAUGAGAGCAGUGUGCAUCGCCAGCCCAUGUUUGCGCCGCCGCCCCGCCAGUACGCGCACCCGUCGUACUACGCGUACCCGACCGAGUACGAGCGCAACGAAAGUAGCUUCAUGCCGCGCCGCGAGUACCCCGUGCAGCAGCGCACAGCCUACGAAGCAGACGAGUACGCUCACCACGCGAGUCUCCAGCACAAGCCGGCGCCCGUGUACUCGCCCGAGUCGUCAGACGUGCAGGACAAUGGCAAGGAUGCCAAGAAACGCGAGCGCUGGACAGCUGAAGAACACGCGCGGUUCAUGGAAGGCCUCAACAUGUACGGGCGCAAGUGGAAGAAGAUCCAAACGCACGUCAAGACCAAGACCGCGGUCCAGGUCCGGACGCAUGCGUACGGGUACUUUGCCAAGCUUUUGCGCAAUAUGCCCGAAGAGGACGCGAUCUGGGAGGUCGCCGAGGUCGUGAGCUCGCUCCCGAGCUCAGUCCUCAAGGGCCCCGGCAGCGGCAAGCGCCGCACGGAGCCCACGACGGGCGAGGACGGCAUGGACGUCCUCCGCAAGUUUGUGUUUUCCAAGCGCAAGCCAGACGAGAAAAGAAAAGCAACUACCGACGCGGCCGCCGACUCGACGAGCGACGACUCGUCCGACGCGUCGACGACCGACACGGUCGCCUCGCGCAAGCGGGAGAAUGACGCGCCAAGCAGCGAGCCAAAGCGCCAGCGCACGAGCAAUGCAUCGUCCGCCGUCCUGAACGUGCGUCUCUCGAGCCCCACGAUCACGAACGAAGCCCCGUGAGCGGUGUCGCCCCUCCUUGGCGCCUCUGUCGCGACCACCCGGCCUUUCUCGUUAAUCCAAUAUGCGAGCAUGUGCCCCGAUGUUGCUGUGUACCAUACCACUGACUGAAUAUUAGCACGAUCCAUCUAACAAGUACAUUACACCAAGAGA